AUGGCUUCGGCGGUAACCAAGGCCGUCCUCUCUCCGCCGCUGCGACGAGCUCUCGUCCAGUCGCGCGGUUUCCAGACCAGCACCAAGAGCCUACUCCCCUCGGCCUUCGGCUCUGCUUCCAGCAUCCCCCCGUCCUACUUCCAGAAGCCGUCGCUCCCCGCCAACACGGUCAUCCGCUUCGUCCCCCAACAGACGGCAUGGAUCGUCGAGCGUAUGGGAAAGUUCAACCGCAUCCUCGAACCGGGUCUCGCCAUCCUCGUGCCCUUCAUCGACCGCAUCUCCUACGUCAAGUCGCUUAAGGAAAACGCCCUCGAGAUCCCCAGCCAGAGCGCCAUCACGGCCGACAACGUCACCCUCGAGCUCGACGGUGUCCUGUACACGCGUGUCUUUGAUGCCUACAAGGCCAGUUACGGAGUCGAAGAUGCUGAAUACGCCAUCUCCCAGCUGGCGCAAACCACGAUGCGAUCCGAGAUCGGCCAGCUGACGCUCGACCACGUCCUCAAGGAGCGCGCCGCUCUCAACACCAACAUCACGGCUGCCAUCAAUGAGGCGGCGCAGGCCUGGGGCGUCACCUGCCUGCGUUACGAGAUCCGAGACAUCCACGCGCCGGCGGGCGUGGUCGAGGCCAUGCACCGACAGGUCACGGCCGAACGCUCAAAGCGAGCCGAGAUUUUGGAGUCGGAGGGUCAGCGGCAGUCGGCCAUCAACAUCGCCGAGGGUAAGAAGCAGAGCGUCAUUCUCGCCUCUGAGGCGAUGCGGUCCGAGCAGAUCAACAGGGCGUCGGGUGAGGCGGAGGCGAUUCUCAUGAAGGCCAAGGCGACAGCGGCCGGCAUCGACGCCGUUGCCAAGAGCAUCGCCAACGGCGAAGAGGCGGCGCAGGGCGCUAUGAGCCUGUCCGUGGCCGAGAAGUACGUCGACGCGUUCGCCAAGCUGGCCAAGGAGAGCACGGCGGUCGUCGUCCCUGGAAACGUCGGCGACAUCGGAGGCAUGAUCGCCACGGGCCUGAGCGUUUACGGCAAGGUCGGCCAGGCGCAGGCCAAGGCGAUGGCGAAGCAGAUUGUCAACAAGGAGUCGGAAGGAGAGUCGGGCGACGAUGCGCAUGCGCCGAAGGAGCCCAAGGCGCUGAAGGACUCGGUGCUGGAGAGCUUUGACGAGGCGGCGGGCAACAGGUGA
Colletotrichum higginsianum IMI 349063 is the source of this 1173-nucleotide messenger RNA. Its product is annotated as SPFH domain/Band 7 family protein. The transcript has 2 exons. The coding region runs from base 1 to 1173 and encodes 390 amino acids. NCBI's taxonomy places the organism in Eukaryota, Fungi, Ascomycota, Sordariomycetes, Glomerellales, Glomerellaceae. Gene Ontology annotation, cellular component: membrane. The record is from RefSeq and is a predicted model, not a curated record.